This is a messenger RNA of Mangifera indica (mango), 3701 nucleotides long. RefSeq names its product protein PHYTOCHROME-DEPENDENT LATE-FLOWERING-like. Gene Ontology annotation, biological process: regulation of transcription by RNA polymerase II. The transcript is spliced from 9 exons. Gene Ontology annotation, molecular function: transcription coregulator activity. Gene Ontology annotation, cellular component: SAGA complex. Lineage: Eukaryota; Viridiplantae; Streptophyta; Magnoliopsida; Sapindales; Anacardiaceae. Bases 604 to 3555 code for a protein of 983 amino acids. The record is from RefSeq and is a predicted model, not a curated record.
CCGGAAAAAUUGUAUCCUUAUAAUCAAGCAACAGAAAUGAUUUUCAUCGCAAUUGAGUAUGGUAUGUUGCCUGGAGAUCUCUUUGAUAACUUACCCUGCAAGUUCACAGAUGGCACAAUUCUUUGUGAGGUGAGUUAAAAACUAUAGUCGUCUGUAGUACUGACCUUUUGUGGUGGUCCAAAAGUUUCUGUUCUUUUUAAGGGUUGCUUGCUGUUUGGUGCUGGAAUUUUUGUUUUGUAUGAAGGUAACUAGCUAACUUUUAGACUCAUUGAUAUGGACUUACUCUAUUCAUGCUUAUUUAGUUCCUUUUAUUUGAUUGUCUUAUAUUUGACCACUUUAUUAUGCGGGCUAGUUUUGGAUAUAUUACUGUAUUCAUGUUUUGAUAGAUCUAAUCAUACUUGUUUAUUUGUGUUUCGGUGUUCUUGUGGUCUCAAUUAUAUGCUGCCAUCAUCAUAAAUCUCCACCUCUCUUUGCAUUGCCAUCUGUAAAGGAGGAUUUUUGGAAAACUUGGAUGGUUGAAAGAACAUUUAGUUGAUCAGAUGGUCUGAUUUCUGCACGGGUCCUUAUACCGUCUUGCUUGAGAUUGUGAAUAAAGGAUGCUACAUGAUUCAAGAUUAUCGCAAUUGUUUGAAUGGAAGGGGUAUUGCUUCUUUGAAUAAAUCUCCGGUUGUUCAUAGAGUGCUCCUAAAAAUGUGCAUGGAAAUUGUGAUAAAGGAUAUAUAUUCGGUGUCAAAUGAUUCUUGGUCCUAUGAAGAUCUACUGACAGUUGAGUCCCUCAUUUGGAAGGCUUUGCAACCUGAUCUCCAUCUGAACCCAGGGGCACAUGAGGACAGAUUAUGCAUAGAACCCUGGACUAAGAAGCUCGAUUUGGGAAUCACCUCUGGUAGGAAAAGGAGAAGGUUAGCUGACGCUCUAGCUACUAACCCAACUUUUAGCAGUGAAAAUAACAAAGGGGCUCCAUGUUCAGAGCCAACUGUUUCUAGCUCAAUUCUGAAUUUACAAGAGAAUAGUGGUAUGUUGGAGACCACACUGCAGCACAGUCGUUUUACCAGGGGAUCUAACCAUCAGAUGCGGGAUAGUUCCAGCCUAUCUACCAUGGUAGAUCUGACACCAUUGAAUCUUUCCCCUGUCGAAAUGCAACACUUUAGUGGACAUAACAGUCUUACAAAAGAAACCACUUCAUUGGUUUUUCGUGAGCAGGGCAGAUGUGAAACACAUGCCAUUCAGAGACCUAUCAUCAGGAUUCCCAAGCAAGAGCCCUUGGAUUUCUCUCAACAGCAGCCUACUUGGAGUCAGUCUGACACCAUGAUCGCAACUGAGCGACUGCAGAAGCAAGGUAAUACUUUCUCACAUUGGAAACCUGAAGCUGGAAUAGUUCCAUAUGAAAGAUUUCAUGGCAGGAGAAGCCCCACACUAUCAAAAAAUAGUGGUCAACAGGCAGUUCUUGAAGGUAUCCCGAAGCUGUGUGCUGGAAUGCCAACUACUGUGAAGCAAGAACCUGUUGAAACAAAUAACUUCUCUGGUUUAGAUGUUAAAAGGAUCAGGGAUAGCUGCAUUGGUAUGGAUGUGAGAAGUAAUAGAUCUAAUCUUUUACAACUAAAGCAGCAUCCAUCACCAGUAUCUGGAAUGAAUAUCUCUUCUUCUAGCUCAUCUUGGAAUCAGAUUACCCAUGACCAAAAUUCUGGAAAGGAUGUUGUCACCCAAAAGAGGAAAGCUUUGCAAAAUCCUCGCGUUACAGCUGGUGUGAGCAUUGCACCGGUAAGUUCCCAUCAGAAUGGGUCUGUGCAAAGAGAGGCUUCUAUAUCUGCAAAGCGAAGAAAGAAUCCAUGUCCUAAGGACAUGAUAAGUGAUGAACUUUCUAUAUGCAACAAUCCAAAUGCACUCAGCGCGAUUAGACUUCAAUAUGGAAAUCCUAACUUACCACAAACCUCAGGAGCUAAAGGUGAUCUGCAGAGGUUUUUGAAGAUUGAUGAGAUAACUCGAAGGAAUGGCUUGAAAAAGAAAAGGCACAAUGUGGAAGAAACUUUGCAAGAGAAACGAUCAUUCUCCAUUAGCAAAUUUGCUCGUGAAUUUUCUAAAGUUGAUGGGACUGAAGAAAUUCCUCAGUCAGAGAAUAUGGCUGACACAACUGUCAAUGCAGCAAAGACUUUAACAUUGAGAUUUGGACACAAAUCUCAUAUCCAUCAAGGGGAUGAUAUUUCUAAGAUUGACAGCAAAGCUUGCUUGAAUUUGGUUAUGGUUAAAAGACGAGAUGAAGGAUUUGUUGAAGCCAGCAUUAUUUAUGGACAGCAAGAAGGAACUGUUAUUCCUCUUCUGCCAACUCUUUCUUGCACUAAGCAUUAUGCAGACCAAUUUGCCAAACAAUUCAGUGACUUGAUGGAACGUGAAGGUUGCUGCGUAGUCAGUAAAAGCGUGGAGCCUCAACUCUCGAAUACUGAAGGUUUCUCAAUAACUCAGCAUCCUACUGUUACUGGUGGAGUUACUCAAGCAGGCAGAGUGCCUGACCAGCUUUUACCCCCCACUUUGAUGCCACAGCUAUCGAAUUCUAUGCUCCUUCCCAUGAAUGACAGUGCCUUAACCAGUUACUUGGGACAACUACAGCCAAAGACUCUUUACUCUGGAGGCCAUCUGCUCCACCCGGGAAAUGUUCAAUUAACUCAACAAUCCUUUGGAAGUAAUCCAUCGAGAUUAAUGUCCAGCAUUGCUGCACAAGGGAACCUUGUGCGACAGCAAUGGCACCAGAAUAAACAGAAUCAUCCACAGUCCCAGCUGUCACAUAGACAGAGAGAACAACUCAUUCAUAAAAUUAAAAUGGAGGAAGACUUGGGAGCAGUUGUGGGUGGCCUGAAUUUGCCACACUUAGCUGGAGGCAUCCAGGGGCUUGGAAAGUUUGGUCGAGGUUCCUUCAAUAAUGUUAUGGGCUGCCUUGGAGGCUCACUCUAUCAUGUUCCAAUGGGAGGACAACUCCCUUGGAUUGGCAAUAUGAGUCAGUUUAACAAUAUUGGUAGCAAUGUACCUGGUUCACUUGAUAUUAAGUCGCACUUUGGUGGUGUUUCUGAUAAUGCAAAUACAGCUGCUGCAGCUUUGGCAAAACUGAGGGCAGCAAAUGGGCAAGGGCAAACCUUAAUGGGUGGAUAUCAAUAUCUGAGAAACAUUGGUGGAAUUUCAAGCCAGCCACCAAAUCUUCAAGACAUGGCAUUUCUCUUAACCAACCAGCAGUUCUGGCGGUAUCAGCAGCUGCAGCAGUAUCCGCCACAGCAGCAUCAGCAGCAGCAACUAGGACUGAUAUCAGUUCUCCAGCCAACAGAAGUGAAUAGCUCAGUUGAUGAAUACAUGGGUUUACCUCAAACUCAAGUUCACUCCAUAAGCUCACUACAACUGAACUCUGGGGCAACUCUGAGGCAGUUUAACAGGAAUAUGAUGUUUGCUCCAGAAAGCUCAGAGCUGAGCACACGAGCACACAGCAGCUCUGUGGCCAACAGCAGCUCUGGCAAGUCAAGUAAUUUGUCUGUUUUUUCAAAGGACAAGGGCGUAUACAGAUCUUCCAGACCCUGAUAGCCAGGAUGAUACAUUUUAACUCUAACCAGGUUGUUGUGUAUGUAGCAGCUAGUUUGUGCGGUAUUGUGGCCAUUCUUUUCCUGAAAUCCAAUUACAAACUUGAAACUUUCAAUGAAAGGUUUACUAUUUGUGUUGUGUCUGCA